AUGGCCUCCGAUCAAAACUUUCAGGAGUUGGAAGAAGAGUGUAUACGGCAGGCCAAUGUGUGCCCGCACUGGCUACCGGACGGAGAUGCUUUUUGGUACAUGAGUAUAAACUCGUCAGGUGCAUCUCGCUUCAUUUUUGUCGACUGUAUAAAAGGAGUUCGUCAAGCAGCGUUCGAUCACAGCGGUCUCGCCACUGAGCUUGCUAAACUGACCCAGCAGCGUAUUGAUGCCCGAAAUCUUCCAUUUUGGUGGCUCAACGUCGCGCGAGACGCUUCCUGGAUCCGCUUCCAGCUCGACGAACAAACAUGGCAAUACUCUCAAGAUGGGACCCUCCAGUUCUGGCAUGGAGAACUCGACCAGGGAAACUUCGAUUUUGGCUGUGAAGAGAAAGCCUCACCGUGGUCUCACGAAUCAAUCAUUCUCAGCCUCGCGAACUACACCUCUAAGACGAUCACCUUCUCGUGGAUUGACAAUGAGGGCGAACCUCGCCAAUUCGGGAGUCUGACUAUAGGACAAGUCAAGACACAACAGUCUUAUGUCGGUCAUAUCUGGCGAUUGGCCACUCAAGACUCGGACAGGAGUAUUUCCUUCUCUGUCAAGGCCGGUAUUUCGACUGCUCACAUUGAAGAGUUAUCUGACCGCCUGGUUUUGAGAUGGGAAAUGGACACGUUGGCUGAGAGCUCUAAUACUAAAGAUUCUGAACCAACGACAAUUUCAACCCGAAGGCCCGAGGUCUUUGUGCGUGACUUCAACGUCUGGCUGAGGAAUGCCGAUGGAACGGAGAGUCAGAUUUCCUAUGGCGGCUUCGUUGAUAAUGCCUUUAAAGACGACUGCAUCUAUCUAUCCUCCACAGGGCAGCAUGCAGUGGUUUAG
Molecule: messenger RNA, 873 nt
Organism: Neoarthrinium moseri
Lineage: Eukaryota; Fungi; Ascomycota; Sordariomycetes; Amphisphaeriales; Apiosporaceae
Exons: 1
Coding region: 1-873 (290 amino acids)
Source: RefSeq, a predicted model, not a curated record